This is a messenger RNA of Xyrichtys novacula (pearly razorfish), 746 nucleotides long. Lineage: Eukaryota; Metazoa; Chordata; Actinopteri; Labriformes; Labridae. The record is from the annotation of a GenBank genome assembly.
AUGGGCAAGGUAAAGAGUUAUCUACUUGUGUUUUCAUAUGAUAAAACAUCCACAUAAAUUACAUUACUGACAGCCUAAAGGUUGGCACAAAACAAACCACUGUAAAUGUUUUGUUUCAGAUCAUCUUCUAUGAGGACAGGAAUUUCCAGGGUCGCUCCUAUGAGUGCAUGAGCGACUGCUCUGAGCUGACCUCCCUCCUGAGCAGGAGCCAGUCCUGCAGGGUGGAGAGCGGCUGCUUCAUGGUCUAUGAGCGCCCCAACUUCCAGGGCCUGCAGUUCUUCCUGAGGAGGGGCGAGUACCCUGACAUGCAGCGCUUGAUGAGCAUGGGCAUGAUGUUUGACUCCAUCAGGUCCUGCAGACUGAUCCCAUCUGUAAGAUAUCUCAGCUACAUGUGUAUCUGAUUUGAUUAAUUUUAUAGUUGAAUUGAUGUUUGUGAAUGAUCCUGACAUCUUCUCUGCAUUCGGUUACAGCACAGAGGUCCCUUUAGGAUAAAGAUCUUUGAGAGAGAGAACUUGAGCGGUCAGAUGAACGAGCUGAUGGAGGACAGCGACAACAUCAUGGAGCGUUUCCGUAUGCAGGAGUGCUUGUCCUGCAACGUGAUAGACGGUCACUGGCUGCUGUUUGAGCAGCUCCACUUCAGAGGCAGGAUGAUUUACCUGAGGCCCGGCGAGUACAGGAGCUUCAGGGAGAUGGGCCUGAGUGGCAUCAGGAUCCAGAGUCUGAGGCGUAUCAUCGAUGUGUGCUAG